Messenger RNA from Heterostelium album PN500, 474 nucleotides. RefSeq lists its product as uncharacterized. Lineage: Eukaryota; Evosea; Eumycetozoa; Acytosteliales; Acytosteliaceae. Bases 1 to 474 code for a protein of 157 amino acids. The transcript has 3 exons. The record is from RefSeq and is a predicted model, not a curated record.
AUGAAAACAAAUAUGUUCAAUCCAGAAAAUAAAGAUAAUUAUUAUGAAUUUAAUGAUAAGAGUGUAUAUAUAUGCGAAAAACCAAAUGAAAUACAUCUUCAUUUAGAAAAAUCAUCAUGUUUCUCAUUAUUUGGAUUAGAACCUAGAAAAUAUGAAUAUAGAAAAUAUGAUGAAAGACUAUACUACAGUUAUUAUAGUAUUAAUAAGUUGAAAAAAAUGAUAGAAGGAUAUAAUUGUCAAUAUGGUAAAAUUGGAGUGGAAUUUAAAUUUGAAAUGACUACAUGUGAGGGUGAAAAGAGAUAUUAUACUAUAAACAUUAUCUUAAAUCAAUCACCAGAACAUCCAACACAAAUUGAAAUAGUUACUCCAGGAGAAGAUGUAUCUAAGAAUAAUCCAACAAAUGAAGAAUCAAUAAAUAUUACUGACACCACUCCCCUAAUCUCUAAUACUCCAAAAGGUCUUUGGAGAUAUUAA